UUUUUUUCGCAAAUUUUAUGAAAAUGGCUGAAGAACCAGAUUUGUAUCCUUUACAUAGAGCUGUUUUUGAAGACGACAAAAAGACUUUAUCCAGAUUAUUAAGGAAACACGAUAUUACAGAAAAAGAUAAACAUGGUAAUACAGCUCUACAUUUGGCAGUUAUGUUGGGAAGAAAAGAUUGUGUACAACUUUUAUUAAAACAUGAUGCCCCAGUCAAAGUAAAAAACGGUUUGGGUUGGACAGUUUUAGCUGAAGCUGUUAGCUAUGGAAACAGACCUACAAUAUCAUCUUUGGUGAGAAAAUUUCGUCAACAGUCGAGAGAACAAAUGGAAGUGCGCCGACCAAAUUUGGUGGAGGCGCUCAACAGAAUAGAAGAUUUUUACAUGGAGCUAAAGUGGGACUUUCAAUCUUGGGUACCUUUGGUAUCGAGAAUACUGCCUUCAGAUAUUUGUAAGAUAUACAAAAAGGGGGCUAAUAUCAGAUUGGACACAACCUUGGUGGAUUUUUCCGAUAUGAGAUGGGAAAGGGGGGACAUUUCUUUUAUUUUUAACGGCAACUCCGAACCCAAUGAAAGCUUGACCGUUUUGGAUAACAUCACCAAAGUAUAUCAGAGAGUGAAGUAUGAGGAGAGCGAAAUGGAGAUAGAAGAUGAGGUGGAUCUCCUAAUGUCAACGGAUAUUUUGGCGGCUCAAAUAAGCACCAAAAGCAUAUCUUUUGCCAGGGCUCAAAGUGGUUGGAUUUUUAGGGAAUUUAAAAAGGAAAUCGUCGCGGGUCAGUAUGAUAGCGAGUUGUACACUGUACACGGUUUAAUGCUGGAAAGUAGAAAAAGGAGGGAACAUUUAUCUUCUGAUGAUUUGCAAAAAAAUAAGGCCCUUUUAGAGAGUUUCACUAAAGGAGGGAAUAUGCAAAAUUUUGACCCCAAUGGAGCGCCCGUCAGAAGAUCAAGUUUAAGCCCACCGCCAAUUAAAAAUGUAACAUGGGAUCAAUAUAUAAACUCUGAAGCUAAUAAUUAUCCCAGAUUAGGAAGGGAUUUAGUUUAUAAGGAAUCAUCAAAAUCCUUUAAAGCCACCAUUGCAAUGAGCUCAGAAUUUCCUCUAUCCGUGGAAAUGUUGAUAAACGUUCUAGAAGUAGUCGCACCUUUUAAACACAUUUCCAAGUUACGGGAGUUUAUCACGUUCAAACUGCCGGCGGGAUUUCCCGUGAAAAUCGAAAUUCCAAUCCUACCAACCGUGACGGCAAAAAUUACAUUCCAACAGUUCGAUUUUAGGGAUGAUAUAUCGAAAGAAAUGUUCAUUACCCCAAACAAUUACAUAGAAGAUCCCACAAGAUUCCCAGACUUGUGACACCCUGAGUUGCUUACUUCGUUCGAGUUAAACUACACCCCUAAACCGCAAUUUUUGGCGCCGGGGGAAAAGUUGCGCGCCCCUGGGCGCCGAAGAGUCAUGGGCGCGCGCGGCGUAGAAAAAAAACGCCGCGAAAAUAACAAUAGUAGACAGUCUACUGUUAUUGUUGAGGUACCGAUGCUAUUUUCACUCGGUAGCAUCUAUAGCGCUAAUUGCUUGGUUUAUUUGGAAUGAUUUUGUUGCGGUGCGAUUUUAUUUUGAUUGUUUCAAGUAAUGAGAAGUGAAGUGGGUUAAAUUGGCUUCAAUUUGACCUAUGGUUCGUUUAUUUCGGUUGAAAAUUAAAAAAGAUACGGGGUGUUUAAGAUGGCGCUGUCAAAAAAAUGCUCUACUUUAUAUUUCUCCAAAUAUCUUUUGCACUGAGAAAUGUACAUUUUUGGCUUCACCAUAAAUUUAAAGCCCUUUUUUAAGGCUUUAAAAUGGUAUAUAAAAAUUAAAAAUCCAACAAAAGAGAAAAAAGUUAUUUCCUUUUAAAUCAGCUUAUGACAGUAAAACAAUUCUCAUUAUUUGAAACAUCUUAAUAAAAAUCGUUUUUUAAGUUGUUUUUUUUUUGCUGGCAUCAAAAUUGAAAAAAAAUAAAAUGUGAACAAUUUUUUAAGUAUUUAUAAUGACUUUUUAGUAUUUAUUAUAAUAUCUGUGAUUUCAUUUUUUUUUUAAUGCAAAAAAAUCAGAAUUACUAAUUUUUUUCGAGAUUUUUUUGUUAUUUUCCUGUAUAUUGGUGUUAAUGACUUAAAAUUCAGUGUUACCAACCUUAAUCUGGUGUAUUUCUGAAAUCCCAGAUUUUUUUUAGUAUUUUUAAUAAUUUAUGUAGUAAAAAUGUUAAUUGUAAAAAAGCGUGAAACAAUCUUAUUACAUAUCUAUGAAAAAACCCUGUUUUCAAUGUUUCUAAAAUAAUUUUCCCAUUUUAACCCAGUCACUAGUGAAUUUAUAAAAAAAAAUAAACAGUUUUUUGCGUAUAUCUUGCUUGAUGUACAUCGGAGGUAAAAAUGUUGUAUAUAUAAUUUGUAAGUCAUGAAUUUCUCUACAAAAAAUAUUUUAAGAAUUUUCACGUAAAAUUGAUCGUUACGGAUAUAUCGCGUUUCAAAAUAUUGGUGCCAUGACCAGGAUAGAUUUUGACCACUUAAUAUCUCCUUAGCGGUUCGUUUUACAAAAAAACUGAAUUUUACAUUUUUAUGUGAAAUUUUAUAACCUACAAAUUUUAUCAGUAACGUUUUAACAUCGGACCAAUAGCAAGCGAGAUACAAGCAAAAAACUGUUUAUACGACUGGAUUUUUUUCUAAUGAAUGAAUGAAAAAAUACUAUCCAACAUGUUGGAUAUAUUUUUUCGCUGUGUAUACAGGGUAUAAAAACCAUCCUUUUUAAUUAAAUUUAAAAAAAAUCGCUUCAUCUUUUUAAAGUAUUUUUAUGUAUUUUUUAUUUAAUUUAAUAAUGUAGUAGUCAUAAUUUAUAAUUUUUAUAUGUUUAAGGUGUGAAUGUUAAAAAAAAUGUUCCAUGUAUGUAUAUGUCUGAAAUAUUAUGAAUGUUAUUUAAAAUUAAAUAA
This is a messenger RNA of Brassicogethes aeneus, 2940 nucleotides long. Lineage: Eukaryota; Metazoa; Arthropoda; Insecta; Coleoptera; Nitidulidae. The record is from the annotation of a GenBank genome assembly.